Messenger RNA from Nothobranchius furzeri (turquoise killifish), 950 nucleotides. RefSeq lists its product as uncharacterized. NCBI's taxonomy places the organism in Eukaryota, Metazoa, Chordata, Actinopteri, Cyprinodontiformes, Nothobranchiidae. The record is from RefSeq and is a predicted model, not a curated record.
GACAACAGCAGGAAAUGACAUCAUCAACGUGAGACCGUUACCCGAAAGAAAAAAAAGGAAAACAAAGAGAUCAGGAUGGAUUUUCGUGGAUGGAACAGGGAUGAGACUCAGUGCUUGAUCUCCAUAUGGGCCGAAAGUUCGGUUCAGCGCAAACUGAUGGGAUCCUACCGGAACCGGUCGGUGUUUGAGGAGAUCGCUGGUAAAAUGGGAGACCGAAGCUUCAGCCGCUCGUGGCGCCAGUGUCAGCGGAAGAUCAAACAACUCAAAAGUCUGUACAGAAGAGCAAAGAAAAGCCAAUCGAACCGAGACCGAACCAGCUGUGUGUGUUAUGAAGAGCUGGACCGGGUCCUGGGGGACAAGCCGUCCUUCCAUUGCGGUGACGAGUGCGUCAUGGACCUAAAGCAGGAGUCCACCGAGGAGGACGAGGAGGCUCUGAAUUCUACCGUUAUUGUGAAGGUUCUGGAGCCCGACGAACGGAACCUCUGUGAAGGUCAUCCAGAAGCCCGUUCACCCUCAGCCUCUUCAGAGACAUCAAUGUCAUCAACACAGUCCCCCACCUCCUCCAGGAAGCAGCCAUUUUCCUCUUGUGGCACACAAACCAUUCACAGCAGGAGCCGACUGGAGAGCAUGCUGGAGGCCAUCUCCAGUUCUUUGAGCAGCUCCAGGAAUGAAGAGAUUCUGCUGAAGAUGCAGAAGGCCCAGCAUGAACACGAGGAGAGACUGUUUGGGAUGAUGAUGCAGUCCGUUACGUCUCUUGUCUCCACUAUCACGUCCAACCAGUCUGUAGCAGCCUCCCAGUCCUGGUUGCAGGGGACAGACCCCCCUCCAGCAUCGGUCCCUUUCCAGCAGCCCCAUCAGCAGGCAGGUCCAUCAGAUGUGGACUCCCGGGAGCCACAGACUCUCUUACAUUAAAACGUUCUGGUUCCAUGAAAUAAAAUGUUAAAACUACA